CUCUGCCAAACAAACAAAAGCAUUACAUGUAAGUUCAAUUCUAACAACGUCUCGUUAUGUCCAAAAAACAAGAUCGCUCUUCUGUUGGUGAUGUCCCCAGCUGUUCACCUAAGUUUGUUUGUCCAGUAUCGUUCGUAUGUUUAUUAAUCUGCACCGCUGCCUUGGUUCGUGUUGAGAUCAUAAACCAGCGAGUUCAUCACGUUGAAGAUGUCAUAGCGGAAGUGAGGCAAAUACAUGAAUCCAUAAUUAAGGAUUCUAGUGAAGGAGCAAGCUUCCAAGACUCUGGAAGGACUGGUUCUGUCGGGAACUUUGAUAGCAAUAUUUCUAAGGAGAGCAAAGAUAUGAUCGAAGGUAAUUUUUUUCCUCUAAUCAACUUACAAUUUAAAGGAUCCUCGAGCUUAUCCAAAGCUGUUGCACUACCUUUUGCUCUCUGUUUAUUUCAUGCCAGUACCGGUGAUUUUGUCUAUCUUAAUGAUACGAUAUAAAUUUUUCCUGGCGAAAUAUUUUCCACUAUCUCAAUUUUUUUACCGGGGGCUUUCUUUGGCGAUCAUGGUUGCAAAAGUCCAAGAGCAGUUGAAAUGAUCAAAAUCAUUCAAUCGAUCGUUCAAAGUACUUCUUUUUUCCCUCUACAUCUAUAAUUUGGAUCAAUUUUUCGAUUAAUUUUUUCAUGAUUGAAUUGUUAUACAGCUAAGCCCUCCAAGGAUAUAAAGGGUCCAUCGUUGAUUGAAUAAUUGGCAAGAGUGGGACGUCUGCUAUUCAUCGUGAUAGCAGCACAAAAAGGUCAGGGAUGGCGGAGCGUUUUGAAACUCGAGGGGAUUGGGGUAGGGGUGUUCAUCGAAGACCAUGCUAUGUCCUUACUCAAAUUUCCCAAGAUACCAUCCACGUCAAACCUCUGGCACCCUUGUGCUGAAUGUGUUACAUUCUAGAGAGCAGUUCUGAUUGUGGUGUUUUCAGACCCUUUUUUUAAAAACUACUGAAUAAACGUGAAGUGUUCUUGCGUGACUCAGGGAAAAGUUGAGCCUUUUUCAGGUUCUCGUUCAAAGGAGGCUAUAGAAAAAGCGAGAAAACGAAAAUCGGUGAUUGCCCGAGGAAAGGUGGUCUCCUUUCACUAAUUUUCAGCGACCGAAGGUUUACAGGGCUUAGCAAAAACCGGGUAACUGUUAGUUAGAAGAAUCUGGUUUGGAACCAAACUUGAUUUAAUGAAUAAACCGCUUUUAGAUUUUUAUGUAGUGAAGAGAUUUGAAAGUGUUCCCAGCUUUAAUUUUCAAAUACUUUUUGAAAAAAAACGAACAAAUUCUUUCCAGUUCACGCUAGAAGAACCCGUCGCCACUCUUCAUCUCAAAAACGACCUAUCCCUGACGGAGUUACUAUAGAGGUGGUUAGAAGUGAGAUAAACAAGACCAUAAGCUCAUGGUCACCACAAUCAUUUUGUUCGCCCAAAGAACAAAUAUGUGCACAGGGACCACCGGGAUUGCAAGGACCUAAAGGAUCACGUGGAAGGAAGGGUCCGCGUGGAUCUACGGGAAGGAAAGGGUUACGUGGUUUUAGAGGAGAACCAGGGCCUUCAGGAAAGCAGGGAAAUAUCGGACCGCCGGGUCAAAAGGGUGCGCAGGGUGCCAAAGGUAUCCCGGGUCUCAGGGGGCCACCCGGUACUAAAGGAGAACCUGGGGAAUCCAUUUCUCUCCCCUCAGUUGUCGUUUCUCCAGUUAAGCAAACAGUCAGAGAAAAUCAAAGAGCAGCGUUCCAAUGUUCUGUCAGUGGAAAUCCUCAACCGACUAUGAUGUGGGUACGAGGAAAUGGUACUCAUCUGCAAAGUGAUUCUCACCUUGGCGCUCGGGGUGGGAGAUUAGAAGUCCAUAACGUGACUCUUAGCGACGCGGGAAAAUACACUUGCGUUGGAAGGAAUAUCUUGGGUUCCGAGAGCAAGUCUGCGAAGCUAAUUGUUGAAGGUAGGAAUAGGUAUUGAAUGUGAGAGUUAAGCAUAAACGAAUCUUUUUGCUUUGUUUUCCUCGAGGGUGAUAUAGCAGUUCUCAGCAGUCUUCCGCGCUUCUUGAAUUAUUUUGCAUGAAAAUCCAUUGAAAGAAUUACGGAUGCAAACUUUUGGAUGCAAAGUUUUGGAUGCAAACAAUUGGAUGGAAACAUUUGUUUCGUGAACAUUUUAGUUUCGUGACAAUAAACAUGACCAUAAAGUUAGCCGAUGCGAUUAAGUUUUCAUGUUGAAGUUUUCCGAGUAUUCAACUGCUGACUUCAGCCUGAUAUCAUUUUGAACUCCACGGUUUAGAGAGAAAAUACUUUCGUUCUUCAAUCAAAGCCCGUGGUUCAGUCCAAGUUAUUUCAACUCAGUUUGAUCAACAUUUUUGUCUCGCUAGCCAAUCAAAUGUUUUGGUCCUGCCAUAAAUCGCUCAGAAAGCGAUAUACGCGAUGGUUACCGACAAGAGAAAAGUACGUGGAACAAAAACUCUACUAUAUCCAAUAUUUUCCCUUCCAAUUCUUUUUUCUAUCGCCGCAGGAAAGACUGGGUGUGAAUUUAUUUCGUUAUCUGCUUACUACUAUUUUUUUAAUAUCAAUUAUUUAAUUUACUUCCAUUUAGCCAAACCACAAGUUCGACUUUCUUCCGGACCCAUUCAUGCAAGGGUGGGACAAAACAUCACUUUACCCAAAUGUCACGUGACCGGCUUUCCGAAGCCAGUCGUGUCGUGGAAAAGAUUGACCGGUGCCUUAGCUAAAAAGAGAGCAGUUUAUAAUCAGCAAGAUUUGACAGUGAUUGAUGUGGAAAAAAACGACACUGGACCGUAUGAAUGCAGAGCCAGGAACCAUCUCGGAGAAGGUUCCGCAGUUACGACCUUGUUUGUUUGGUCGGCACCAAAAUUUGUCACAAAGCCACUAGACAUGACAACUAAUGGGGUUGGUGGGUCAGUGUCUCUUAACUGUUCCGCCAUAGGCGAGACUGUUCCUCUGAUUUCUUGGAAACGAGCAGCGGGGGCAUGGGACGAAAAGAGAAUGAAGGUAGACAAAGGAACCCUAACUAUUUCGGUUCUGAGAGAAUCAGACUCAGGAAUUUAUGUGUGCGAAGCCAAAGGUCCCCAAUUUACAAUUGAGGCAAGAACAUUUCUGAAGGUGAAAGGUUAGUUGAACUGCGUUCCAUAUUGUUGUUGUUAACAUAAAUGUUCGGCACACACUCUUUGGCGGUAUCACGCGAUUUCAUCCUUUUCUUUUCGGUUGUCUGUGCACUGAAUUUUAGUUAAAAACGUUAAAUCUUUCAUAACUGCUUUUUAAAUGAAACCCUGUCAGCUGAAUGACGACCAAGAUCUCAGUAACUGGAACAAUUUUUUCCACACGAGUCCGGUUAACGUAAUUGUAAAGGAAAUUGAACCCUCUUAUUUUAAUUACCGAAAUCUCAGCUCGCCUUAGUGGCAGGCCAGGCUGCAUUCCCAUUAGUCUGAAAUGAACUCAGAAUUAAUACCACUGAUUGAGCUGGCGCAGUUACUUGUGAACAGGCCCUAUUUUUUGCGCCAGGCCGUUUCUUAGUAUGCAAUAUAUGAAAAUUCAAACAAUUUUUUCUUCAAUCUUAAAUGUUUAGGAAAUUCUUGAUAUAUAAUUUUUUUGUUGGAGUGCUAUUUGUCCGAGUGUGGUGCAACUAUAACCAAAGUAAUAAUGGCCAGGGAUGGUCAAUCACUUAUCGGAUAUUAUGUCAUUUUCUUAAAGCUCCCCUCUCGUUUACGCCUGAUGGCCGUAAAGGACGACUUGGUAUCAUUCAAAAAUUCACCGUCCCAAGAACAGCUAAGUAUCUCAUUAAAGCUUUGGGCGCUCGGGGAGGGACGCAUUCCUACGACUUUGGAUACAGACCAGGAACCUAUUAUGGCGGCCAUGGGGCAGCGAUAGAAGGGACGUUUAGACUGACUAAAGGCACUAUUCUAAGUAUUGUUGUAGGGCAGAGAGGAGGAGAUUCAGUGGAGGUAAAAGGUGGCCGAAGCACUACUAUGACAGCAGCUCAGCUUGGGCUUUCUGUUGAAGACAAUGCUGGCACUGGGGGAGGGGGAGGGAGCUUUGUUUAUACCGCAACCAAUGUGCUGUUGUUAGCUGCCGGAGGAGGUGGAGGCGCAUCUGGUGGAUAUAAUGGUGUGGACGGUCAGGCAGGAACAAAUGGAACCAGUAGUGUGGGGAAUGAUCCGUCACAUGUGAAGAAGGGUGGUGCCACGGGGCAACCAGGAGAAUGUAACAAUAAUGACGCUAACUACCAUGGGGGAGUAGGUGCGGGUUGGAAUGGCCAAAGUUGUUCAAGAAAAGGACCUGAGCACGGAGAGGGAGGUGGGUCACGUGCUCAGGGCUGGAUCGGAGGUCGCGCAGGAGGUAUGAACAGUGGAAAUAACGGUGGACCAGCACCAGGAGCAGUGGGAGGGUUUGGUGGAGGUGGAGGAGGAGCAGAGGAUAACGGUGCAUCAGGUGGAGGGGGAGGGUACUCAGGAGGAGGCAGCGGUACCCAUGGUAAACAAGCCGGAGGGGGAGGUGGUUCGUAUUGCGCUGGUGAAAAUUGCCACGGUGUGACUGGCGGCAAUGUAAAUGAAGACGGCCUAGUGCAAAUUAUAGUUAUAUUCGACUAGAAUCAGUAAUCCGAUAUCUUCUAAGUUCCAUUUUAAUUGAUAUCAGCUUUGAGCUGUUUUGAGUGAUGCGAAUAGACUGUUCUACAAAAUAUAGCGUCGCCAAAGAGCCUUGCUGAGAUGACAUCACAAGAAUUUACACCGUAAAAAGACUUUAACUUGAAAUAGGACUUGAAACAGUUCAGAACUUUCAUUUUUAGGACAAACAUGAGAGCGAGUGAAGAAUACCGUCUAUCAUGAUUUGAGUGCCACUCAACGGUCCGUAUCUCUUAAAAUCGUUUCAUUUCUGAACUUUGACAAGGACGCGUGAAAAGUAGCAAACAAAAAAAAUAGGAGUAGAUAGGUAUAUGCUUAAAUGAAAUAAAAAUAUUUAAAAGAAGGCAGUUAUUGGUGAAGAAGUCGCAAGACAUAAUACGUCUCCGAUGGAAGUAGUAAAAUGUGACGAAUUCGAAGUGUCUUUUCUGAAAUUUGAGUCGCUCGUGAUUUAAUAAGAGGAGACAAUAUGUGGAUUUUCGUUUAUCCAAAAGAUUGUCUAAAUAGUUUUGAAAAAUCAGCAAGUCGACUCACCAUGUUAAAUUCGAUUUUUUUCUUAUAACAAAGAUAUCAAAGUAGGAUAUAACUCAGCCAAUCCAUACUUUGUCUUAGGAUUUGAAAGGCUUAUAAUACACAAUGCCAAAACUAAGUUUCCCAUCGUCUAAAAUUUAAUGUUUUUUAUUUCACCUGAGUGAUUUGUGUUCACUCCGAGUAUACAAUAAAUGG
This is a messenger RNA of Pocillopora meandrina, 5357 nucleotides long. NCBI's taxonomy places the organism in Eukaryota, Metazoa, Cnidaria, Anthozoa, Scleractinia, Pocilloporidae. The record is from the annotation of a GenBank genome assembly.